This is a messenger RNA of Penicillium expansum, 1074 nucleotides long. RefSeq lists its product as uncharacterized. Lineage: Eukaryota; Fungi; Ascomycota; Eurotiomycetes; Eurotiales; Aspergillaceae. The coding region runs from base 1 to 1074 and encodes 357 amino acids. Gene Ontology annotation, molecular function: protein dimerization activity. The record is from RefSeq and is a predicted model, not a curated record. The transcript has 2 exons.
AUGUCACGACUUCCAACCCCAGCCAUGUCGGGUGGCUUCAUAAUCAAAGACAAGCCCGACGGAGAUGCCUUUACAUUACCUCCUGCUGCAUUGAGCACUGCCAGUCGGAGAUCCUCUCGAUCAGAUCCUUCCUAUAUUCCGGCAUCCCCGACCUCCCCAGAGCUCUCUGGCCGCCGUACAAGUCACACCGCACGGUCGGGUACAUCUAUCAAACGCCCACUUGAGGAUUUUGAUUUGCCUCCGCCACCAACUAGAACUCGCAAGAUCAUCCAGAUGAAGCCCAAAUCGCCUUCCAAAACCCCUAAAACAAGGGAAAAUGGCAAGGGUUCACAGAGUUCAGAAGACGCCAUGCCCAACCCCACAUCAAAAUCUAAAAGAAAACAGCCCAGUGCCACUAGUGCUGCAGGACGCAAGAUCGCCCGCAAGACCGCACACAGUUUAAUUGAGCGUCGAAGACGAUCCAAGAUGAACGAGGAGUUCGGAACGUUGAAGGAUAUGAUCCCGGCAUGCACCGGGCAGGAAAUGCAUAAGCUGGCUAUUCUUCAGGCAAGCAUUGACUAUGUCAAUUACCUAGAGAAAUGUAUCCGUGAUAUGAAAACGGGAGGAUCAACCCACACCCCUGCUGCACCGCCCUCACCAACAUCUCCCGAGUUCGUCGCUGAAACGGGAGAGCCCAUGCAAAGGGAUAAUUCAUCUACUUAUUCAUACUCCACCUCUGCAUCACCGGAGUUGUAUGCCGCUCCCACAGAAUUUCCGGAUACAUCUCCGUCUUUCUCCCCGCGCACUCAAGUCCCCUCAGGCAAUAUCCCACAUGAUGCUUCAUCUAUUCUUCCUAGCCCGGCACUAGGCCCGAUUUGGGCAUCCAGCGAAAAGAUGCAUGAGUUUCAGGGGGUUGAUCACGAGGCUUCAGCUGCCCUGCUUAUGUUGACUCAGGAUCGGAGAGGGACUGCCGAUUCGAUCAGUGAGAGCUUCCCUGGGAGUACGACACUGGCACAGUCUGUGGAAGAGACUCCAGCGGUGCCUGAGAUUCAAAGGAGGAAGGGCAUGAGUGUCCGUGAUCUUCUUAUCUCAUAG